Aptenodytes forsteri (emperor penguin) is the source of this 1464-nucleotide messenger RNA. It is a transcript of the gene NDUFS2, whose product is annotated as NADH:ubiquinone oxidoreductase core subunit S2. Gene Ontology annotation, biological process: mitochondrial electron transport, NADH to ubiquinone. The record is from RefSeq and is a predicted model, not a curated record. Lineage: Eukaryota; Metazoa; Chordata; Aves; Sphenisciformes; Spheniscidae. Gene Ontology annotation, molecular function: quinone binding; NAD binding; NADH dehydrogenase (ubiquinone) activity. The transcript is spliced from 11 exons. The coding region runs from base 1 to 1464 and encodes 487 amino acids.
AUGCUCUGGGAAGAGUGGCUAGCCCGGGCUGAGCCUCCCGGCAGGCAGCUGGAGGCCCUUGGACCCCUCCCAGGGGUCUUGCGUUGGGCUGAGACGGGAGCUGGCGGUGGGGACGCCACGUUCCUGAUGUCCGGCCGAGCCCUGAGCUCAGCUUGGACGUCUGUCCAGUGUCUGCUCUGCGUGUCCGCGCUGCCGGGAAAGGCUGAGGGCGCUUGGGGCCAGCGGCGCUGCUGGGGCUGGAUGUUCCUCCCUGCCCAACUCUCCUCUUUCCUCCCCCGGGUAGACAAAGACCCUCUGGCUCACAAGAAGGUCUCCAGUUUGACCAUAAACUUUGGGCCCCAGCACCCAGCUGCCCACGGGGUCCUGCGGUUGGUCAUGGAGCUGAGCGGGGAGACGGUGAAGAAGUGCGACCCCCACGUUGGCCUUCUGCACCGAGGCACCGAGAAGCUCAUCGAGUACAAGACGUACCUCCAGGCGCUGCCCUACUUCGACCGUCUGGACUACGUCUCCAUGAUGUGCAACGAGCAGGCCUAUUCCCUGGCCGUGGAGAAGCUGCUCAACAUCCGCCCGCCCCUGAGGGCUCAGUGGAUCCGAGUCCUCUUCGCGGAGAUAACCCGGCUGCUCAACCACAUCAUGGCCGUGACCACGCACGCGCUGGACAUCGGGGCCAUGACCCCCUUCUUCUGGAUGUUUGAGGAGAGGGAGAAGAUGUUCGAGUUCUACGAGCGGGUCUCGGGGGCGCGGAUGCACGCUGCCUACAUCCGCCCCGGCGGGGUGCACCAGGACCUGCCCCUGGGGCUGAUGGACGACAUCUACGAGUUCGUGAAGAAUUUCUCCAUGCGGAUAGACGAGGUGGAGGAGAUGCUCACGAACAACCGCAUCUGGAAGAACCGCACGGUCGACAUCGGAGUGAUAACAGCGGAGGAGGCUCUCAACUACGGCUUCAGCGGGGUGAUGCUCCGGGGCUCGGGGAUCCACUGGGAUCUACGCAAGACCCAGCCCUACGACGUCUAUGACCAGGUGGAGUUUGACGUCCCCAUCGGCUCCCAGGGCGACUGCUAUGACAGGUACCUGUGCCGAGUGGAAGAGAUGCGACAGUCCCUCCGUAUCAUCCUCCAGUGCCUCAACAAGAUGCCUGAGGGGGAGAUCAAAGUAGACGAUGCCAAAAUCUCCCCUCCGAAGCGGGCAGAGAUGAAGACAUCCAUGGAGUCCCUGAUCCAUCACUUCAAGCUCUACACGGAGGGCUACCAGGUGCCCCCCGGAGCCACCUACACGGCCAUCGAGGCCCCCAAGGGCGAAUUCGGCGUCUACCUUGUUUCGGACGGCAGCAGCCGCCCCUACCGCUGCAAGAUCAAGGCGCCUGGAUUCGCUCACCUGGUAGGAGAGGCUGGGGCGGCCGGCGGCAUCGGGCUCAGCGGUGAGGGCCAGGAGAUGUACGAAACCCUCCAGAUCAAACGCUCCUGA